CGGCGGCGCUCGCCAAUAGUCGCCGGCGGCCUGUGAGGGCACUCCGAAGGGCGAGGGGAGGGCUUGGCCUCUCGCGCCCAGUUUCCCCGUGUCUCUGCGCCUGGGUCUCUGGACCGUCCCCUGCAAGCUCCCAGAGGCGGCACAGCCCCCGAGAGCUUGGCUAUCUGACAGAUUUCCUUCAGUAAGAGGGGACUCCUGAAGCUCUGCAAAACGAGUGUGGUGUGUGAUUUCAAGGCGCGAUGGCUGCAAAAGUGGUUCCAAUGCCCCUAAAGCCAAAGCGGUCCUUUAUACUGAGAGUUCCUCCGGACUCCAAGCUGGGCCAAGACCUACUUCGAGAUGCUACUAGUGGGCCCAAGACCAUCCACCAGCUAGUUCUGGAGCACUUCCUCACCUUCUUGCCCAAGCCAAGCGUGGUGCAGCCCAAUCAGAAAGUCAAGGAGACUUUGGUUAUUAUGAAGGAUGUGAGCUCAAACUUUCAGAACAGAUUGCAACCUCAUCCCAUAGUGAAGCUUCUACCCAGAGAAGGAAUCCAGCAGAAACAGGACACAUUGUCUCUGUAUCUGAAAACUGAGCCUGAGGAACUGGUGGUCUUUGAGGAUUUGAAUGUAUUUCACUCCCAAGAAGAAUGUGUGAGCCUAGAUGCUACUCAACAACCCACCUCAGAGAAGGAAGACAGUGUUGGGGAGAUGAUGUUACUGGACAAUGACAUUAAUCCUGAGAGUGACGAUCUUCAGAAGGAACCCGGAGAGAGUGGAGAUCAUAGAGAAAAGACUUCAGAUUGUGAUGAAGUGGACUGUUCUAUGGUCUCGGAGCAAUCUCCAUAUUGCCAUAAAGACAGACUAAGCACAUCCGCUCCAAAACAAAGGAAAGUGAGAAAUCUUCUAGUUACUAUUGAAAAUGAUACUCCACUAGAGGAACUCUCAAAGUAUGUGGAUAUCAACGUGAUUGCACUUACCCGAAAUCGGAGAACGAGAAGAUGGUACACUUGUCCAUUGUGUGGGAAACAGUUUAAUGAAAGUUCUUACCUUAUAUCCCACCAGAGGACUCACACUGGUGAAAAACCCUAUGACUGUAGUCACUGUGGGAAAAGCUUCAAUCAUAAAACAAACCUUAAUAAACAUGAGCGAAUCCAUACAGGAGAGAAACCUUAUUCAUGUUCUCAGUGUGGGAAAAACUUUCGUCAGAACUCUCAUCGGAGUCGCCAUGAAGGAAUCCACAUAAGGGAGAAAAUAUUUAAGUGUCCAGAAUGUGGGAAAACCUUCCCAGAGAAUAAAGACUUUGUGCUUCAUCUGCAGAGCCAUGAGGCUGAGAGGCCGUAUAGUUGCAAAAAAUGUGGGAGAAGAUUUGGUCGGCUUUCCAACUGUACCCGGCAUGAAAAAACCCACUCAGCAUGUAAGACACGAAAGCAGAAAUGGGAUCAGGAAAGGUCUGAUGGUCCUGCCUUGACCUGAAAUCUUUAAUAGGGAAUUCUAAAUUCCCAGGCUUCUGAAAAGAUGCAGAUAUGUGCAAACCUCAUUAUAGUCAAAAUUGGGAAAGUACCCAUCUUGGCUGAAACCUCAAAGUUUUAGAAAAUUUCACAGGGAAGAAGACAUUCUCAAGGGCUAUACCUCAGUCAGCAUCCACAUUUUCUGGAUUAAGGAGCUCUCUUUUGUGAACUUCUACAACAAUGUACAGGCCACAGAUCCCUUUUCCCAAAAAGGCUUUGAAUAGGAGUCUGGAGGCCACUUACCUGCAAGGUGAACAGAGUGGCUCAUGUGUACGGAAAGUGUAUCCAUUUUCCCCCCACAUAGGAAUUCACACUUGUGAAAAAAAAAAAAAUAAUAAUAAUAA
Messenger RNA from Neofelis nebulosa (Clouded leopard), 1830 nucleotides. It is a transcript of the gene ZNF200, whose product is annotated as zinc finger protein 200. The transcript is spliced from 5 exons. Bases 240 to 1451 code for a protein of 403 amino acids. Lineage: Eukaryota; Metazoa; Chordata; Mammalia; Carnivora; Felidae. The record is from RefSeq and is a predicted model, not a curated record.